GCAUUCCUCUCCCUUCUUUUAUCUUGCGUUCUUCCCUUUCUUUUGAGUCCUAUAUUUGAACACUUAUCAAAAUGAACUUUUAACUUAUCAACUGAAGUACUUGAUGUGUUGUUCGUGUAACUUUAAUGAUAAUAUUCUUGUUCGCUGCCACCUUCAACUUGGAGAACCUAGAAAGGUCAACUGCAAAAAGUGAAUUGCUCAACAUCAUUUGAAAGACCCAAAAUCUAACCGUCUGAAGAUGGGUAUCGGCUCUAGUCGACCAUAUACAAUAAAUUCUAGGAUUGACGGAAAGACUGUCCUCAUAACAGGCUGUAACACUGGUAUUGGUAAAUUUACUGCGCAAGAACUGUACAGAAUAGGAGGUCGAAUAAUCAUGGCAUGCAGGGAUGUUGCAAAGGCAGAGCAGGCUGCUGAAGAUAUCCGUAAGGUUGUCAGCGAGGCUGACCCUGAAAAUAAAGUCGGAGAGCUCAUAAUAAAAAAACUUGAUCUUGGGUCAAAAGAAUCCAUCCGCAGCUGUGCAGAUGAUAUAAAACAAUCAGAAAAACAAAUCAACAUCUUAAUCAAUAAUGCUGGUGUGAUGAUACCACCGUACCAGAAGACGACAGAUGGUUUUGAAUUGCAGUUCGGAACCAAUCAUCUGGGACAUUUUUACCUAACAUACCUGCUACUACCAACCAUCCUUGCUUCCACUCCAGCGAGAAUAGUCAAUGUUUCCUCAGUUGCUCAUGAAAGAGGGCAUAUGAACUGGGAUGAUUUAAAUUCCGAGAAAAGCUAUCAUGCACGGACAGCAUACUCACAGAGCAAAUUGGCUAAUGUUUUAUUUUCUCGAGAAUUGGCUUCACGUUUGGAAGGCACUGGUGUCAAUGUUUACUCCCUACAUCCAGGAAUCAUCCUAACUGAGCUUGGUCGUCAUGUAGAUGAAAUAUACUUCAAAGGAUUCAGGAGAAUCCUUCGACCUAUGCUCAGCCCCUUCACAAAAUCUAUUGAAGCAGGAGCUGCGACCACUCUAUAUUGCGCUCUUGAUGAGUCUAUUGCCAAUGAGUCCGGCUGCUAUUACAGUGACUGUGCAAAGAAAGAAGCGGCACCUCAAGCACGCAAUGAUGAAGAUGCUAAGAAAUUGUGGGAAGUAUCUUUGAAACUUCUCGGCUUGGAAGACAUCAACAUUAAUGAAAAGCAAACAAGCUAAAUGAUGGAUUUCUGUAAAGCGAUAUCAUCACUUGGCCUCACUUAAUUAUAUGAUUGAAUUGAGCAAGAUGAGAUGGGCCCUUUUUAAACUGAAACUGAGGAAAAAAGGUUUCAAAUUCAUCCCUCCGUAAGGCGCAAUGUAAAAAGGAACUUUGUACUCUUAUUUAUACAAAUUGAAUAUUUUUUCAACCUUUAACUUCUGUCAAGAGAAAAUUAAUGAGUAGUCGAGAACAGAAGGGGUCAGUUCCUUCCUCAUAAAAUCAGCCUUUUUCAAAAAGAAAAGAUUUAAUUAAAUGAGUUACUCUUGCUUUUUUUUAAUGCCUUUUUUUCUCAUAUUUUUGUUUGAACGAUUAAAAGAAGAAGAAUGUAAAGUGCCUUUAGAGUAAAGUAAGUGGUCCAUUUAAGCAUUUUAUAGAAAGUAUGCAGGCCAUCAAUUUUAUGCGUAAUUAUUUCAAAAUGUAGCUAUUUGUAACAGGUAACUUGUACUCAGGACCUUUUAAUUGACUCUUUUCUCUCUUUGAUGUCCUAGUGCAUAGUGAUUAUAGAGUUGGUAUUCUAAAGCCUAAUAAUGAUUUUGCUUAUAGCAUUAUCUUUUCAAAGAAUCCAUUGUUAAUGAAUAUCUUCUCCUUUAGAACGAAAAUUAAUUAAUUUAGUGUCACAUUGUUCCUAGAAACUCUUUGUGUUUUGUUCAUCACCAAUUUUAUUUCUGAAUGUCGCAAUUAUCCACUAAUAAACGCUCAAAUAUUUGAAAAAUAAUUAGGAUACUAUAAUUAUUAGCAAUACGAACCAUCUGUGAUCCAUAAGAGCUGAAACAGAAGCUUUAGAUUUCAUAUAAAUAUUAUCUUUAAGUUGUCAUAUUAUACUCACGUUAUCUUAAUACUUGUGUAAUCGUGAUUUUAAUACUCAUGUUAUUCUAUUACAUAAAGUUUUUAUAUUAAA
Messenger RNA from Bemisia tabaci, 2124 nucleotides. Its product is annotated as retinol dehydrogenase 12. NCBI's taxonomy places the organism in Eukaryota, Metazoa, Arthropoda, Insecta, Hemiptera, Aleyrodidae. The record is from RefSeq and is a predicted model, not a curated record.